AUGGUCAUUAUUGGCAGGCAUGUAUUAACUGAGGUGAUUUGUGUCGUACAGAACAGAGAUAACUACAUCCGCUCUUGUAAAUUGCUGCCUGAUGGAUGCACCCUAAUAGUUGGUGGGGAAGCCAGCACAUUAUCCAUAUGGGACCUGGCAGCACCAACUCCUCGUAUAAAAGCAGAGCUGACAUCCUCAGCCCCUGCCUGCUACGCUCUCGCUAUCAGCCCUGAUUCCAAGGUCUGCUUUUCCUGCUGCAGUGAUGGAAACAUCGCAGUGUGGGAUCUGCACAAUCAGACGUUGGUCAGGCAAUUCCAGGGCCACACAGACGGAGCCAGCUGUAUUGACAUUUCUAAUGAUGGUACCAAGCUCUGGACAGGAGGUUUGGAUAACACUGUCAGAUCCUGGGACUUGAGAGAGGGGAGACAGCUACAACAGCAUGACUUCACAUCGCAGAUAUUUUCCCUUGGUUAUUGUCCUACUGGUGAAUGGCUAGCUGUGGGAAUGGAGAGCAGCAAUGUAGAAGUGCUACAUGUAAAUAAACCAGACAAAUAUCAACUGCACCUUCAUGAGAGUUGCGUAUUGUCACUCAAGUUUGCUUACUGUGGUAAAUGGUUUGUGAGUACUGGGAAAGAUAACCUUCUUAAUGCAUGGAGGACUCCUUACGGAGCCAGUAUCUUCCAGUCCAAAGAAUCUUCGUCAGUGCUUAGCUGUGACAUCUCUGUGGAUGAUAAGUACAUAGUCACUGGCUCUGGAGACAAAAAGGCUACAGUCUAUGAAGUUAUCUACUGAAAAAUAUGAUGGGGAUAUAACUUUUAGAAGUUGAACUGGGCCAAAAUUGUUCUUAAUUGUAGAAGUAGAAAGGUUUUGCCUUUUAAAAAGGAACAAAAGUAUUGAGGUUCCAGACCUUUCCAUGAAACUACUCACGAUUUUUCAAAAUAGAAGGCAACAUCCAGCAACUAAAUAUUGGCUACGUGGACCAAACAGAACACAGAGGCAAGAUGGACAGAUGUAGCCUAGGUUUUUGACAUAGUUUUAAAAGCUGAGUCUACUGAAGAAUGUUGGAGCCUUUUAUUUUUUUUCUUUCUUUGUGACCUCAUGCAAAUUGUUCUCAUUGCCUGAAUAUGGGGGAUAAAUACCUUUCUGUUCCUUGGAGUUCAAGUUGCAUUCUGUCCUGUGUAGAGCAGUGGUGUCUCAGAUGAACUUAUUUCCUGGUUUUGCAUCUUGUGAUAUGUUUUUGUAUUUUUGUUCAAGGUCAAACAUUUGUAUAAAUUGUAAAUAUCUUUAGUUUUAUUACAGUAAAGGCUUUAGUAUCAACAA
Eurypyga helias (sunbittern) is the source of this 1311-nucleotide messenger RNA. Its product is annotated as transducin-like enhancer protein 1. Gene Ontology annotation, biological process: regulation of DNA-templated transcription; negative regulation of canonical Wnt signaling pathway. The record is from RefSeq and is a predicted model, not a curated record. The coding region runs from base 1 to 783 and encodes 260 amino acids. Gene Ontology annotation, molecular function: protein binding; transcription corepressor activity. Lineage: Eukaryota; Metazoa; Chordata; Aves; Eurypygiformes; Eurypygidae. The transcript has 5 exons. Gene Ontology annotation, cellular component: nucleus; transcription regulator complex.